ACUUUAAAUGAUAGCUUCAUAGGGCUUAUUGCUUUAAUAAAACUGCAUACUUGUAUAAUAAAAAUAUAAAUAUUAAUAAAAUCAUGAUGUUUAAGCUCAUUCCUGCCAUCAAGACCAGAAGUCAUCUGUAAGAAGAGGAAAAUCGAUAAGACUCUUAAUCAACCACAAGAAUACAAUGCAAACAUGUGUCCUGAAUUCAGCUAUGAUGAUCCUAAUAAAGCCCUGAACACAUUCAGAUCAAAUCUGAGGAAGAAGUUUGAGUGUUUGUAUGAGGUAACAUCAAAUAAGAGAAACCCAACACUACUGAAUGAGAUCUACACAGAGCUCUACAUCACAGAGAGUGAAAGUGGAGAGAUCAGUAAUGAACAUGAGGUGAGACAGAUUGAGACACAAUCCAGAAGAACAACAACAGAGGAGACACCAAUCAAAUGUAAUGACAUCUUUAAACCUUUACCUGAACAAGACAAACACAUCAGAAGUGUGCUGACAAAGGGAGUUGCUGGCAUUGGAAAAACAAUCUCUGUACAGAAGUUCAUUCUGGACUGGGCUGAAGAGAAAGAGAAUCAGGACGUCCACCUCAUAUUUCCACUUCCUUUCAGAGAGAUCAAUUUGAUGAAGAACAAAACACUCAGUCUUUUAGAUCUUCUUCAUCUUUUCUUCCCACAAACAAAAGAAAUGGAAAUCUUCAGUGAUGAAUAUAAAGUGUUGUUCAUCUUUGAUGGUUUGGAUGAGUGUCGUCUGUCUCUGGAUUUUCACAGCAGUGUGAGGUUGUGUGAUGUAAGUGAAUCAACCUCAGUGGACGUGAUGCUGACAAACCUCAUCAAGGGGAAUCUGUUUCCUUCUGCUCUCAUCUGGAUCACCUCCAGACCAGCAGCAGCUGAUCUCAUCCCCUCUGAGUGUGUUGAUCGAGUCACAGAGGUACGAGGAUUCAGUGAUCCACAGAAGGAGGAAUACUUCAGGAAGAGAAUCAGUGAUGAGAGUCUGUCUGAUCAAAUCAUCUCACACCUGAAGUCAUCCAGGAGUCUCUACAUCAUGUGUCACAUCCCAGUCUUCUGCUGGAUUUCAGUCACUGUUCUAGAGAGAAUGUUGAGUGAAGCAGAGAGAAGAGAGAUCCCCAAGACUCUCACUCAAAUGUACACACACUUCCUGAUCAUUCAGACAAACAUCAAACAUCAGAAGGACUAUGAGAAGAAAGAUGAAGACAUGAUCUUCAAACUGGGGAAACUGGCUUUUGAGCAGCUUGUGAAAGGCAAUCUGAUCUUCUAUGAUGAAGACCUGAGAGAGUGUGACAUUGAUGUAGCAGAAGCAUCAGUGUACUCAGGAUUGUGUACUCAGAUCUUCAGAGAGGAGUUUGGUUUGUAUCAGGGGAAAGUUUACUGCUUUGUUCAUCUCAGCAUCCAGGAACAUCUAGCAGCUCUUUAUGCUCACAUUUCCAUCACAAUCAACAAACAAUAUGUGUUUAAACCAGGUCGGUUUUCUAAAGUUUUGGGCAGAUUAAAACAUAAAUCACCAGAAGAGGAUUCAUUAUCUGAGUUACAUCAUCGAGCUGUAGAUGAAUCUUUAAAGAGUAAGAAUGGACAUCUGGAUCUUUUCCUGCGUUUUCUUCUGGGUCUUUCACUGGAGUCCAAUCAGAUUCUCUUACAGUAUCUACUGACACAGAUGAGAAGAUGCUCCUACAAGAAAGAGAAAACUGUUGAGUACAUUAAAUACAAGUUGAAUAAGAAUCUGUCUACAGAGAAAUCCAUCAAUCUGAUUCACUGUCUGAAUGAACUUGGUGAUGAUUCACUGCUGCAGGAGAUUCAACGUUAUGUGACAUCUAAAUCAGUAGGAAAGACUCUCCUCUUCACAGUGGGCAGCUUUAGUUUUUGUGUUGUUGAUGUCUGAGCAGCAUUUGGAUGAACUUGAUCUAAAUAAAUUUAUUGGAGAUAAAAAUACAGCAGAUGAAGUUCUUGUGAGACUGCAGCCUGUGAUUAAAGAAACCAAAAAACUUGAGUUGAGAUGGUGUAAUAUCACAGAUGAAGGUUGUGUUGCUCUGACUUCAGCUCUGAGAUCAAACCCAUCACACCUGAGAGAACUGGAUCUGUCUUAUAAUAAACUCACAGAUUCAGGAGUGAAGAUGAUCUCUGAUCUAAAAGAUGAUCCACAUUAUAAACUACAGACAGUACGGUGAGUAGAGCUCAUUUAAAUAAAUGUUUAAAGUAAACUCAUGCAGUGUCAUUUAAAUCCUAGAAUAUAAAUAUUAGAAAUAAAUGUAAAUUGAUCUGCUGCUGUUAUAGGCUGUGUAUCCUUUAAACUCAACAAACAGAAAAUAUGAAGUGUACAUGAACAACACUUGAUGCUUUGUCAGAUCAACACAAUAAGAAUUCAAUUCAAUGUCUGAGUCUGUUUACUAACUGUGAUGUUGAGUUUGUUCACUCCAGGAUUUAAUACUGUGAUCUUACUCUUCUUACACAUUAUAUAUGAUGUUUGUUAAUGGGGUUUGUUUGAUAGGCCGACACCUCUAUAGUUAUGCACACUUGACUAGAUGUUCAUCUUAAACUCUUUUUGGUUUUUAUUUCAUGUUUUAAGCAUUAUUUAUCAAAUCAUCAGAAUACAGACAGAAAUAACAACACAAACACAAUAUAUACACAACAGAUCAACACAAAGUACAGAUGAUAAAUG
Messenger RNA from Misgurnus anguillicaudatus (oriental weatherfish), 2661 nucleotides. The record is from RefSeq and is a predicted model, not a curated record. Lineage: Eukaryota; Metazoa; Chordata; Actinopteri; Cypriniformes; Cobitidae.